CGCUCUUUAUUUCGUUUUCCUGAAAUUCGAAAUCCCCCUUCAUAUUUAAAACCCAAAAAUAACCCCAAACACACCGGUAUUUCUCUUUUCAUCUGCGGCAACUGUUCUCCGCUCUCCCUCCCUUUUCCUCUUCUUCUUCUUCUUCUUCUUCUUCCUCGGCUCCAAGUCGCUGGUUCAGAUGGCUGGAAAAGGAGGAAAAGGGCUUUUGGCAGGGAAGACCACCGCCUCUAACAAGGACAAAGAUAAGGAUAAGGACAAAAAGAGGCCUACCUCCAGAUCUUCUCGCGCUGGUAUCCAGCAGUUCCCUGUUGGGCGUAUCCAUCGCCAUCUCAAGCAAAGGAUUGCUGCUCAUGGUCGAGUUGGGGCUACUGCUGCUGUGUAUUUGGCCUCAAUCCUUGAAUACCUUACCGCUGAGGUUCUCGAGCUUGCUGGGAAUGCAAGCAAGGAUUUGAAAGUGAAGAGAAUCACGCCCAGGCAUCUGCAGCUGGCCAUUCGAGGGGAUGAGGAGCUUGAUACUCUCAUCAAAGGUACCAUUGCUGGUGGUGGGGUCAUCCCUCACAUCCACAAGUCUCUCAUCAACAAGACCAGCAAGGAUUGAGAGAGAGAAAGCUUGCUGUUAUUUAUCUUUCUUGUCUAGCUUCUGUCAAGCUUGAACUAGGGUACCUCUGUUUAGUUGUGUGAAGCUUUUAAGUUGGGUUUAGGGUUCAUGUUUUCAGGCUUCUUUGAUGUUAUAUUUGCCAGUGGUGGUGUCAGGGCUUGUUGGGUUUAGUAGUACAUAGGGUCUUUAACCUGUAGGGUUGUGUUUCUAGACUAGAACUGGAAUCUUCUUUUUCGGUAGCAGGUAAUUCUGUUGGAUUGUUAAGUUAUAGAGGGUUUCGACACUAAUCCCAUAAUUGUGUGCCCAAGUUUAUCGUCAUGUAUUUGAAUCAAGUCUUCUGCUUUCCCUUUGCAACUGCCCGACUGCACCAGUCAAUUGCGAGCAAUCAAAUUACGGGAAAUUCAUCAACGGUCCUUUUGCAUGGUAUUUGGAGAAUUGGAGUGUUUGGUAAUUAGUUUUGUUUCUUCGGCGACUGGGAUGACGACGAUAACGACGUGGGCUUCAGAAAAGCAUUUCUUUGACGAGAUCGCGACUGGGUGAAUGUAGGAGUAGUUCUCCGGCAGUCGCCAUGAAGCUUGAGGAGCUCUGUAUGAUUUCCUCUGGAGUAGAUCUCGUAUGCGGCGGUGGAAGGCUCUCCAACACAAGAGUGUGAGAAGGCGUUUUGGUCGAAAGUGGCAUGGUUAUUUA
Linum tenue is the source of this 1285-nucleotide messenger RNA. The record is from the annotation of a GenBank genome assembly. NCBI's taxonomy places the organism in Eukaryota, Viridiplantae, Streptophyta, Magnoliopsida, Malpighiales, Linaceae.